Molecule: messenger RNA, 4493 nt
Organism: Maylandia zebra (zebra mbuna)
Lineage: Eukaryota; Metazoa; Chordata; Actinopteri; Cichliformes; Cichlidae
Gene: rab26
Product: RAB26, member RAS oncogene family
Molecular function (GO): GTPase activity; GTP binding
Source: RefSeq, a predicted model, not a curated record
UGUGUGGAUUUAUUUUCUCUUUAUUUUUUGUUUUAGUGUGGAUUUUCCACAGAACCAUGCCUUCUCCCGCUCCCAACAUCACGUUACGAGAGAACGGGAGAGAGAGGCGGGAGGGAGAGCGAGAGAGGGUGCUGUUUACAUUGUGAGCAGACCUCAGAUUUACAGUCAUCCAGCUGCACCGCGGAGACAACAGCUGCCUCUAUUUAAAGGACAGUUUUUCCGUUUUGUUGUCAUUUGCCAAUUUAGGCUUUACGCACAGUCAUGAUUUUGACGCACAGGUGAACUUACCUCACCUCAACGCACCCCGAUCAGAACUCAAAAAAGGAGAAAAGAAAAGUGUCCAGUUCACACUCUCCUCCUCCUCGUUUUUCCUUUUUUAAUUUCUCGAAGUGGAGCAGGUCGUCAGAGUCAUGUCCAGGAAGAAGACAGCGAAAGGCAAAGGCAGCUCCAAGAGCCCCAAGGCAUCUCCGAGCAGCGGGAGGACGGGGAAAGGUUUGACCGCAGCUGCUGCUCCGUCCUCCGGGCUGGUCUAUCCCAGCAGACCAUCCAUCAGCAACAGCGGAGAGUUUUAUGACAUCGCCUUCAAGGUGAUGCUCGUGGGGGACUCAGGCGUGGGAAAGACUUGUCUGCUGGUUCGCUUCAAAGAUGGAGCCUUUUUGGCUGGGAGCUUCAUCUCCACCGUGGGCAUUGAUUUCAGGAAUAAAGUUAUGACCAUUGAUGCUGUGAAGGUCAAACUGCAGAUAUGGGACACUGCUGGUCAGGAGCGUUUUCGGAGUGUCACUCACGCUUACUAUCGUGAUGCUCACGCUCUGCUGCUUCUGUACGACGUCACCAACAAAGCAUCCUUCGAUAACAUCAGGGCAUGGCUGACAGAGAUUCAUGAAUACGCCCAGCAGGAUGUGGUCGUCAUGCUGCUGGGCAACAAGGCUGACGUGACACAUGACAGGGUGGUGAAGCGAGAAGAGGGGGAGAAACUGGCAAAGGAAUUUGGAGUGCCGUUUAUGGAGACAAGUGCAAAAUCUGGACUGAAUGUCGAGCUGGCGUUCACUGCUGUGGCCAGGGAACUGAAGCACAGGACCAUGAAGGAACCCGAUGAGCCAAAGUUUCAGCUGCAGGAGUACGUCGACAAAGAAAUGAGGACCGCUGGCUGCUGCCGCUCAUAGACCACAUCCUACUUGUGUGUGUGCGUGUGUGUGUGCGUGUGUAUUUGUGCAAGAGAGAGAGAAAGACAGCAGGUGCACUCUCUUACACUAUGUAAUAAGUCUGAGUUGGUGUACCUGGAAAUGGCCUGAAAUUCUCAAUGUUUAUAUUUCUCUGCGGCCAAUACGCUCUCUCUCCCGACCCACCUUCCCUCUGCGACUGUGAAUGUAAUAUAAUUCCUGUCUCCAAGCUUGCACAUACACAUGCAUGUCUGCACGCAGACGCUAUGUUUGUAAUCCCGUUUAAUCCAUUCUGUGCCAGUUUCCAUGAGUGAUGUAAAUAUUUUAAAUGUAAUUUUAAUUUUGUGCUCUGGAAGCUUUGUUGUUUAUAGAUGCCUGUCUUAUUAAAAGAAACUCUACAGACGUAACAAGGCUGAAUAUUACAUCAGUCUGACUAGAAUAACAGAAACCAAUUUGUACAAACCACCAUUGCACAUAAUGUAAGCUGUCAUUCUGCACUACAGUACAUGCUGUUUAUGUACAGGAUACCAUAUAAUAAUGGUUUUAAUAACACUGAUGUGUCUGUGACCCAUUCGAGCUAGCGACCUUUUGUACACAAUUUAAGUUUGAUGUUAGAACUGUGUGAUAUAUUUCUAACAUGAAUAAAUCUCCAGCAGUGAUCAAUGUAUACAACAACACAAUCAGCAAAGGACAGCAGACCUACAAUGGGAAAUAUAUCUUCCUGAGAAAUGAUGGAGUUGUUCCAGAAAAAUCAUUUUCUAGAUGUUGCUCUGUUUUCAGGAAAUUAAAGAAAAGGACAAAUGCUUUUUGCAACAAAAAACAACUGCAUUUGUGUGAAGUCUGCUGUUAACCUGCAUAGCAAAAAGAAAACAUUACAAAAACAGUUGAAUAUUGGGUGUGAAAAGCGUAUUUGCCAUUGCAUAUUUCUUCCCCAAACCUUGAACGGGACCUUACACAUAUAGUUUUGUGCAAAAGCCUUGAUGCACCACUCAAUUCUUUACAUUUUGUUAGGAAAAUGUGAAACAGCUGCAGUGAUUUAUUGAAAUGUGUGCAAAGAUACAUGGAAAUAUCAACACAUAAGGCAAAAACAGUUUUUGAAAUUCCCAGCAGCAUAUUUGAUAAGACUCUCUUUCUUGUAAUUUCUUUAAAUAAUCUUCUCUAAUAGUUCUUCAGGUUUUUUUUGAAGGACAAAUGUUGGCUGCCUUUUGUUCCCACAUUGAUGAUCCCAUAUUGCUUCAGUGAUGUUGAGAUCCGGGAUCUAGGGAGGCCUGUCCAUGACUGAUAGCAUUCAACUGUGUGUUGUUCUGUCCCAGUAUGCCUUUACUGCUCAAAAACGAAGCUGUUGCCAAUCAGACACUUUCCAGAUGAAGUAGUACAUGAUUGUAGUACUUUUCUUUAUUCUUAACUCAUAAUUCCACCAGUUUUAACAAGGACAGCAUCAAGCAAUGCAAUUGUACAUCUAUCCUGACCUCCAUUAAGUAUUGAUAAUGAAGUUUCAAUUUUGGAUUGUGUCUCCUUAAAACCCAUUGCCAGUCCUUUAAAUCGACUUCUUUACAGCCACCCUGUUUCUACUAGUGAGUGUAAGUAAGUGCAUGAAGAUACAAUUUAAAAUGAGUUAUUUGCUAAGCAAUGUCUGUUAUGUGUAGACAAAACACUAAUUGAUCCCUUGAGUUUUGGUGCCUUUUUGUUUCUUUAUCUCUGAUUCAUAGGUCAGUGUUGGGUGGCUUAACAAACCAAAAAACAGAAUUUGUCAGAAAAUUGCCAAUUACAAGGAUGGGACUGAAAAUGAGUGAACAAGCAGCCAAUGUCCAGAAAAAAAUUGGAAAUACAUUUUGAAACCCGGUUGCUCAAGAACACUUAAAAACGUGGAAACAAAAUAUAAAGAAAUGAGGAGUGUUUUGUAAAGCUACUGUAAGAACAUCUAUGAAUUAAAAUGUAGAGAUCUGGAAUUGGUCCCGUGUAACUCAGACUCCUCUCAUGGAGUUUUAUGUAUCUUUGUAUCAUAUGUCCAGGUCUUCAUCAGGCAAAGGAAAUGAUCACAGCGAUUGACCCAACUUAAAAACAAUAUAUAGAUUUUGAUGUUUCAUUCUAUUUAUUUAUGAAAAACUUAAUGUGUGGUUGAAAGUUUUAAACAGAGAUUUUCUUUAGUGAGCCUUUCUGAUUAGAAGAUACAUAUCGCUGUUGAGAGAAAAGGUUUUCAUUGCGCGUAUUUUUUUCCACAAAAACACAACAUCAUGGGGCCAGAUAUAUAAAACUGAAUACUCAUGACUAAAGCUGUUUGUAUGCACAAAGGAAGGUUAGGGAAAAUGUGCGCAUUCUUUUUUUUGUCAAAUAUAUAAAACUGUGUUGUUGUUUUUCUUUCUCUUUUUUUGGUUUAUUAAAGCUCAAUUUUUGCCAUUCCUAUUCUUACCAAUUAGUGGAAGUACACACUCCCUUGUUAUGGUAUCAUUACAACAUGAGCAAACAAGAACCACAGCUUCACUCAGUAUAUAACUGGGAAGGUUAUUGGAGAGCGGGAGAAAGGGAAAUGUGUAAUUGUUGAUCUCAGGUUCAUGAUCAGGAGAAAAACUAGUAAGGAAAGAAGCAGUGGAGGCUACUAACUAUAUAAAUUCAAAGAAAAACACCAUGGCAGAAAUGCUGUACUACAAGGACAUCAGUUCUUGCAAGAAAAACACAUUUAUAUGCAGAGCCACAUCUUUUUAUAGCUCCGACAAUUACCAUAAGUAAUAAAAAAAGGCUUGGUAAAAUUUAGUGCACAUCAAAUUAUUGUCACUGAAGUAGCGAACUGUUGUGUUAUGUGUUAAGUUUCCCUGACCUUUUCCCCACACUAUCACGUGGGGCUCCGCUCUAAUACAAACCAUACCACUUUAUGUGUGGCGAAAACCGUGUGCGUGUUUUUUAAUGCACACAUUCUGUUUAUACAUCCAGCCCUUGGUUUCAUUUUACCACACUGCGCAAAAUUUUCAAAGCAAAAAUGAACUUACAGCAGAGUCGUAUAAUCUAGAACAGUGAACCACAGGGGAGCGUUUAAAUCUUCGAGGACAGCUUGCUUACGUUUUUUUCUAUUUUCUCUGCAGUUAUUGGUAGAAAGCCAUUAUUUUUCCAGGUGUUUUAUCAAAGAUGGUUUCAUACAGAUUUCUGCCAACGUUGUAAACUCUAUCAACUAGUACUAUAAAGCAUAAGUAAGGAUUUUACAGUGAAGUACACAUUUUUAGAAUGAAUCAGUUCUCAUAAAUUUAUUGUUAACUUGUAAUCUGUAUACUGUAUCUUAACUGAGGUUAUUUGUAUUGUAUCAAUCUUUUGUGUUGACUAAUAAAGAAUCUAUCAUAAAAA